This is a messenger RNA of Mycotypha africana, 669 nucleotides long. RefSeq lists its product as uncharacterized. The record is from RefSeq and is a predicted model, not a curated record. NCBI's taxonomy places the organism in Eukaryota, Fungi, Mucoromycota, Mucoromycetes, Mucorales, Mycotyphaceae. The transcript has 3 exons. The coding region runs from base 104 to 571 and encodes 155 amino acids.
GUAAUUUAAUUGCGCAACUUUCUUUUUUCAGAAUCGCUAAAUACGAUUGUUGUAGUUUAUUGAUCUGUCUCUCUUUUGGUUCUAUAUCACUUUUUACAGAACGAUGGAAAGUCCAGCUACAGCAAGUCCGCAGGAAGAACUCAACGAUUUCUAUAUAUUAAAUGGCCCCACGGUACCGGAAAACUCUUCAAAAUCGAUCUCCAACAAUAACAGCCGACCCUACCGUUUAGAGCAACGUUUUGAGCAAAAGCUCAGCUUAUCAGAAAGCAAUCAUAGGGACGGUAGCAUAAAACGAGCACAAGCUGCUGAACAAAAGAGAAAAGCUUUUUUAGAACAGAAAAAAGGCAACCUUAGCAAGAACUAUACUCUCAAGGUUAAGAAAAUAGCCAAAGAAGCGAAGGCUAAUCGUGAAAGGAAACUGUAUACACUAUCGAAAUCCAUGGAGUUGGCUGAAUUCAAUCGAAAGCAAUACAUUGAGCAAAAAAGGGCCAAGUCCAAGGAAAGUGUUGAAAGGGCAAAAUACGUUGCACUUCAGCAUCAACUUCGCUCUGAGCAAGAACAAAGUACGUGAAAGGCGAAAGGCUGAACUUGAAAGAAGGUUGAAGAAAACGGAAGAACGACGAUUGGCGCAUCUGAAUAGUCGCAAUAAGAAAAAGCAACCAGCACCUU